ACCAGAGAGACUAUAAUAUGUUUAUACGAAUCAGAUGAUUUUUCGAAAGUAGAUUUCACACGUAAACACUUAUGUCCUCAAACGGUUUUUGAUGACAGUUUGCGAGUAAAACAAGUAAAGUAUUAUUGAACGAUGGAUCAUGGUGCUAAUAAUCUGGCUGAAGUGGAAAAUUUUCACUAUAUAUACAGUUGUGAUUUGAACAUUCCAGUUGAAGUGAAAAUCGGAACUUUGGAAGGGGAUAGGAAGAAACCUUCUUACAAAGAUCUAUUGGACGAUCCCCUAUCCCAUUUUAUUCACACACAAAGUCCGAAGAAUAACUCUGACUUGCUCGUAACGUGCCAGUUAUUUUCAGGAGAUAGAGAAAUCUGUUUACCAAUAAGUACUGCUUACAAACCAUUUUCCACCAGAUUUAACUGGAAUGAAUGGAUUAAACUACCAGUUCGAUAUAGUGACCUACCACGAGAAGCCAUCCUUGGAUUUACAAUUUGGGAAGCAUGCAGAACGGAGGAUUCGAAGGCGGUUGGAGGGACUACGUUGAAUAUAUUUAGCAAACGAGGUGUACUUAGGCAAGGCAUGUAUGACUUGAAAGUCUGGCCAAAUGUUGAAGCGGACGGUUUACAUGGAACCACAGACGGUCGAGUUAGUGGCCAAAUGGAUGAGAUGGGUAGACUUUCUAAACUGGCAAAGCGUCAUAGAAACGGGCAAAUGCCAAAAGUAGAUUGGUUGGAUAGACUUGCAUUUAGAGAAAUCGAGAAGAUAAACGCUCGUCAAAAGAAGGAAUCGAAUAAUAUUUAUCUAAAUAUUGAAUUUCCUCGUAUUCACUUGAACGACAUAAAUCAUAGCGUUGUUUACUACGAAGAAGGUGCCGACGAUGUCAACAUCUUUCAAACUGCAUCGGAAGACUCCUUAAUGCUUUUUGAUCCCGACAUUAACGAAGAUAAUCUAGUCGAAAAUAAGCAUCACAUAUUAACAAGAUGUCAAAAGAGUGCAGCUGUAGAUAAGGAGCUAAAACCUAAUGCAGAAGAUAAAAAGAGACUUGGGAAAAUUGUCGAUUAUCCCAGUAGUCGUAGUUUAACGGCAGAUGAGAAAGAUUUUCUUUGGAAAUUUCGUUAUCAUUUAUCAGCUGAGAAAAAGGCUUUAACGAAAUUCUUAAGAACGGUCGAUUUCAACGUUACGGAAGAAAAGAAUCAUGCUUUAGAAAUGAUGUGGAAUUGGGAACCUAUUGAUCCUGAAGAUGCUUUAGAAUUGUUGGGUAAAGAAUGGCAGGAACAAAAUAUCAGGGAAUAUGCAGUGUCUAGAUUAAAUAGAGCAGAAAAUGAGGAUUUAUUACUUUAUUUAUUACAGCUGGUUCAGGGUUUACGAUAUGAAAAUCCAGACUGUAUUAUGAAUGGUUUAAGAGAAGAUGAAAAGCGCUAUAAAAAUAUGAAUAGAAGACCGUCGACAAGCAGAAAUGAGAUUGAAAUUAGCCGCUGUUCGGAUGAUACUCAAAUUACUGAUUCAACUUCAUCAAAAAUCAGUAAUAAAAUAAAUGAAUAUAAUAAUCUUCCAGCAUUUUUAAUAUAUCGGGCAAAAGAAGAUUUUGUUUUAACAAAUUACUUCUAUUGGUACUUAGUAGCUGAACAACCGGAUCAGAUAGCUGGUAAAGAAUCUAGUUCAUUUCAAAAUAAUAUAUUCUCAAGAAUGUUAGAAUGGUUUGCUCUUGUUUUAAAUUCUUCUGAUGAAAAAACAAAGCAAACUUAUCAUCAUUUAAAGUGUCAGCAACAGUUAGUAAGAAAUUUAACGCAGCUUACUGAACAUCUUUCAAGAUUUAAUACAAGACAGAAGAAGAUUGAAAGAUUAAGAGAAAUGUUAAAGGAUCAAGAACCUGGAAAGUUCAAUUUCGUUCAAUUUAAUCCUCUACCAUUACCUUUAGAUCCUGCAGUUACAGUCAACUCUAUAGUUGUAGACGAUGCAUCUGUCUUUAAUGUAGGUCUUGGUAACUUAAUUAGAAUACUUAAUAUUGUAUCAUUUUACUUUUCAAUUAAACAGAGUUCAAUGGCACCAUGUAGAUUAACAUUUAGGAAAUAUGAAUCAAAUGAUGAUAAAGAUAAUUACGUAACAAUAUUUAAGCAUGGUGACGAUAUGAGACAAGAUCAACUUGUUCUGCAGAUGAUAACAUUAAUGGAUAGAAUUUUACGAAAAGAGAAUUUAGAUUUAAAGUUAACUCCGUAUAAAGUUUUGGCAUUUGAUAAUAAACACGGCCUAGUUGAAUUUGUAGAAUCGCAACCAGUUAGAGAAAUUUUGGGUAAAGAUGGUAGCAUAUUAGAAUAUUUACGGAAGAAGGCUCCUUGUAAUGAUGAAAAAGCUCCGUACGGUGUACAACCAGAAGUUUUAGAUAAUUAUAUCCGUAGCGUUGCUGGUUAUACGGUUAUUACUUAUCUAUUAGGAGUUGGUGAUAGGCAUUACGAUAAUCUACUCUUAAGAGAGAAUGGUAAACUAUUUCAUAUCGAUUUUGGUUAUAUAUUGGGAAGAGAUCCAAAGCCUAUGGCUCCACCUAUAAAGUUGGGUAAAGAGAUCUUGUUAGAUGUUAUUGGCGGUAAAGAUUCUGAAUAUUUUACAACGUUUAAAAAUCACACUAUAACCGCUUAUUUAAGCCUUAGAAGAUCAGCAAAUUUAAUAUCCAAUUUAUUUUCCCUAAUGUUGGAUGCUAACGUUCCUGACAUUGCCUUGGAAGCUGAUAAAACAUUAAAGAAAGUACAAGAUAAAUUUCAUUUAGAGUUACACGAAGAGAAAGCUGUUGAAGAAUUAACGAAAAUCAUUGAAGAAUCUAUGUCAGCGAAAUUUGCAGCAUUCUUAGAACAAUUACAUAAAUUUGCCAUUAAUAUGCGACAAUAG
Dimorphilus gyrociliatus is the source of this 2874-nucleotide messenger RNA. The record is from the annotation of a GenBank genome assembly. Lineage: Eukaryota; Metazoa; Annelida; Polychaeta; Dinophilidae.